AUGCCUCCAGCAGGGGGAUCAGGGCCGCGAGUUUCUCGGCUUCGUGCUGCUUCUGCAGCAGCAGCAGCAACAACAGCAGCAGCAAAGCGGGUCAGCAAGAGACGCACGCCCACAGCAGCAGCAGCAGGUACAAAGACAGCGGGAGCAGCAGCAGCAGCAGAUCUGCUGCUGGGGCCCCUCAAUGAAGAGGUAGGAGGACACCAGUGGGCCCCUCAUCGAUUUCCUUUUGGCUGCUGCCCUUGGGCGCUCUUAGAGGGGCCCCCGGGGGCCCCUGCGCGUACACCCAACGCCUCACGAAAGUCUCGCAGCAGCAGCAGCAGCAGCAGCAGCAGCAGCAGAGUUGGGAAUGAGGGUUUAUACGUGCUGCAGGUGCUGUCUUUAUCACCUGCAGUAUUGGAGUGUCUGCAGCAGCAGCUGCAGCAGCAGCAGCAGCAUGAAGAGCAGCAGCAGCAAGAGAAUGGGGAGGAGUCAGAGGCCGAGGCGCAGCAGGGGUGCUCUGCUUUUCCUGCUGCAGCAGCAACUGGGGUGUAUGUACACCCGCUGUCUCUUAAAGUUCAUUUGCUGCGGCCUGAGAUGCCUCUACCCUUCAUAGAUGUGCUAGUUGUUGGGGCCCCCUUCAUUGAGGGCCCCCGUGGGGUGUACGAGCAGCAGCAGCUCUCAGCAGCGAUUCAGCGAGCCCCUAAUUUAACUGCAGUUGUUAUAAGAGGAGACGCACGCUGGCUUCUGUCUCUCUCUGCUGCAUGCAUUAAAAAUAAAGCUUUGUCUCGUAUUAUACUUGAAGACCUUCCUGCAGCAGGAACCCCUCCCUCCACCUCCAGCAGCAGCAGCAGCAGCAGCAGCAGCAGCAGCAAGGGUUUGGGGGGUUUAAUUGGGGUGUAUAUACGUACUGUUGCAGCAAUGCCUGCAGGCUGCGGUGUCUGCAUGCGUCACUGUGGAUUGGGGCUUGUGGGGUUGAAGCUGCUGCUGCAGCAGCUGCUGCGUCAUCCGACUUUGCUGCGGAGGCUAAAAGAGUUUGAUAUAUCUUUUAAUAAUAUACCUGAGGAGGGGGGCCCCCUGCUAUUAGAUUUCCUAACAAAGACAGGGGGCCCCCCGCUGCUGCAGCAGCUGCGCCUAGGAGGAAAUCUGUGGGGCCCCCUAGCCCUAGAAGGCCGCCUUAAGAUUAUAGGGGCCCCCUUGAAAGAACUGUCUCUGCAUGCAUCAGUGGGGCUGGGGCCCCCUCCUUUACAGGGUGUAGGGGGCCCCCUGCUGCUGCAGGUGCUGUGGCUAGGGUCUUCAGAUGUCUCUCUUAGGCUGCUGCGACGUCUGCUGCUGCAGCAAGCAGCAAAAAUGCUUCUGCUGCACCUAGACCUCUCUUGCUGCGGUGGGGCCCUCAAUGAAGAUGACGUAGCUGCGCUGCUUGACGCACUCUACGGCAGCAGCAGCAGCAGCAGCAGCAGCAGCAAGCGCAGCACGAGGAACAGCGGAGCGCAGGGAGCAGCAGAAACCAAGGUUCAGGGGGCCCCUCUUCGCAGCCUCAAUCUCGCUAACAAUAAUUUAAGUGCUUCUGUGCUGCACUGUAUUGGGGGGGCCCUGGGGGCCCCCGGCUGUAUGCUGAGGUCUCUCGAUCUCAGCGGCAACCCGUGCGGUGUACAUACACCUGAAGAGGAAGAGGGGCCCUCUCCUCUAGAACCUCUUCUCAAUGCCUUGCAGGGCACUGGAGGGAGGGGCCCCUGUCCCUUAGAGUGUCUCUUCAUGAAGAACUGCAGCAUCAGCGCAGCAGAUUUGCUGCUGGUUGCUGCUGCGCUGCGUUCAAAUGGGGGGCGCCUCAAAGUGCUAGACUUGCGCGACAAUGCAGCAGCAGCAGCAGCAGCAGCAGCAGAUGAUGAUGAUGAUGAUGAUGAUGAGGAUGGUGAAGAGGAAGAAGAGGAGGAGGCUGAGGAAGAGCCCGCUGCUGCUGCUGCUGCACUUGCUGCUGCAGCGGCGGAAGCACAGGUGCUGCUGCUGCAUGAAAGCGAUUCUGCUGCUGGGACUGAGACUGCAGCAGCAGCAGCAGCAGCAGCACCGCGGCAGCAGCAUCCGUCAAGAAGAGCAGCAGCAGCAGCUGCAGCAUCUGCUGCUGCUUCUGCUGCAGUGCGAAGGGGCAAGCGAGGCCGCAGCGGCAGCAACCGCGGCAGCCGCAGCCGCAGCCGCUGCAGCAGCAGCAGCAGCAGCAGCAGCAGUGAGGAGACGAACCCACCAGACGAUUCUUCUGUCUCUUCAUCAAAGGAAAGUGUCUCCUUAAGGCGCAGGAGGGGCCCCCUAACCCGCAGGGGCAGCAGCAGGCUGGGGGCCCCCCACGAGGCCCUUGCUGCUGCAGCAACGCGGAGAACAGCAGCAGCAGCAGGGGAUCGGGGUGGUGAGGGUUUGCUGCAGGGCUAUACUCAAUGCCGCAGGAGUUUGCGUUAUAGAGGGGAGGCUUCAAAGGCAGGUGGAGGGGCCCCCCGGUCUUCUAACUCUAAGGGGGCCCCCCGCAGCGCAGCAGCAGCAGCAGCAGCAGCAGCAGAAGCAGAAGAAAUGCGCUUAGACAGUGGGGAGACUUCGUUGCUGUCGGACGUUACAGACAGCUGCGACAGCGACAGCAGCAGCAGCAGCAGCAGCUACAGGGAGGAGGAGGCCUCCAGCAGCACAGCCUCCGAGAGAGGGCCCUCUACCCGCCACCGGAAGCAUGCAGGCAACAGCAGCAGCAGCAGCAGCAGCAGCAGCAACAGCGACAGCAGCGGCAGCGAAGAAGAUCUUGCUGCAGCAGCAAGUGAAGAAGAGGAGACAGGAGACACUUCAGCUGAUGACACAACCAGCGACUCUGACUAUGAAGAUUCGCAGCCCAGCAGCAGGGCUUCCAGCCCUGCAGCAGCAGCACGUAAAGAAGCUGCAGCAGGAGAAGCUUUAUCUGCUGCUAGCAGCAGGAGGCCCUUGCGGCUGCUCCGAGGAGAUAGGGGGGCCCCCAAUAGGAGACAGGCAAGGGGGGCCCCCUGGGACGAACCCUCUGAGGUAGAUGUUAAGCUGCGAGAGAAGAGACAGGGGGGCCCCCUUGGGGGCCCCCCCACUACCUUAAAGAAACGGCAGGGUGCUUUAGGGGGCCUCCAAGAGGUACAGGAAGAGGUGAAGCAGGAUCCAGCAGAAGUUGCUGCUGCUGUUCCUGCUGCGUCUGCUGCUGCUGCUGCUACAACUGCUGCAGCUGCAGCAGCGGGAGCAGCAGACACCCCCCACCCCUUGCUGCAGGUUGAAGCACCAUCGGAAGCUCCAGCAGCAGCAGCAGCAGCUGCUGCUGCUGCUGCUGCACAGGGGCCCCCUAAGGGGUCUCCUGGUUUGCUGGGGGCCCCUCUAGGCCCUGUCUCUGUUGUUGCUGAGGCUGGAAGGAUCGGGGGGCCCCGGGAUAAGAGAGGGGGGCCCCCUAAAGGCGGGGGGCCCCCUGACUCUGGGGGGGCCCCUGUUGCAGUAUCUCGUUCAGUGCGAUCUUCAGGGCCUCCGAUUGCUGUCUCUUUUUCUGUUGGAGGGGGCCCCUAUCUCUCUUAUUUAAACGUAAAAGGAGGGUCGGGGGGGCCCCCCUCUGUAGCUUUACCGCGUCUACCAGCAGAUGCAGAGGGGCAGCAGCAAAUAAUAAAGGCUGUGGAGGAGUUAGGCGUAUUGCUGCUUCGUUCGUUUAUACCUAGGGAGACCCACCACUUCGUUGGGGUGUCUCCUUUAGGGGGCCUCCUAAGGGGGCCCCCUCAAGCAGUGCUGCUGGGUUUAAAGCUGCUAUUCUUCUCUCAGUUCUUAGAGGUAUCGAUGACAGAUCUAUGCUUGCUGCAGAAGCUCCGCAGCAGCAGCAGCUUGCCCCCUCUGCUGCGCUUGCUGCUGUCUCUGCUGCUGGAGGAGCUUCCCCGCACAAAUCUUACAUAUAAGUUCAGAGCAACAGGGGCCCUUGAUACAACAGAUCUCUUGUGUCUCCCAGGUUUGCUGCUGUAUGAUGGGGGCCCCUCUUGUCCAGCUGUAUGUGCAGCAGAGUUUAAAGUACUAUGGGAAAGGAGACACUGCUGCAGCAGCGCAGCAGCAGCAGCAGCAGCAGCUGCUGCUGCUGCUGCUGCUGCUGGUGCUCCUGCUGGGCAAAAUGCAAAGGCAGCAUACGGGGGCCCCAGGGGGCCCCCCACCUCUGUCUUUGAUUUGCUGCCGACGCCAAGCUGCUCAGAAGGCAACGCACCUCCAGCAGCAGCAGCAACAGCAGCAGCAACAGCAGCAGCAGAAGCAGGAGCUUCGAACUCCCUCUUCUCAACACCGCAGCGGAACUCAUCUUCACAGCAGCAGCAGCAACAGCAGCAGCAGAAGGAGGGGGGGGCCCCCUCGGGGGCCCCCUUCUUUGCUGCUCCGGCCCCUUUAAACCGAAUGAAGAGGGCCCCUCCAGGGUUCAGCGGGGGGCCCCUGCAGCAUGGGGGGGCCCCCAGUGCUCCUGCAUGCGAGGACCCCGAAGCAGCAGGCAUAGGUGCAGUAGCAGCAGCAGCUGCAGCAGCAGCAGCAGGAGGGUUAAGAGGAGACAGAGACGGCGAAGUAAGCGAAAGUCUGUUAAGCCCGUGCGGUGUAUCGCCACAUGAUAUGCGAGGGGGGCCCCUUCAGUUGGGGGGCCCCCCUUCAAUAUACUCUUCUGGGGCAUCAUUUACAGCUUCCUGUUCGCAGCAGCAGCAGCAACAGCAGCAGCAGCAGCAGCAGAAGCAGCAGCAGAAGGAGCAGCAACUUGUUUACGCUUGGGAAGACCCUGAAUGGCUGUAUAACAUUGAUAAAGUGCUGAGAGAUUUAGGGGCUGAUGUAAGCCCUUGCAGCAGUAGGGGCCCCCAGGGGGGCCCCUGCACCUGUCGUGAAGUACUUGUUGUUGAUGUUCAGACAGACGGAGCUCUAAGAAGACGUAUAUCAGAAGCGCAGCAAAUGGUCCUCUGCGACUCCGUGGGGAUACCGUGCAGACUGAUAAGGGGGCCCCAGGGGCCCCCUGGGGCCCCCGAGUUUGUUUAUAAUAUUGUGCUCAUUGGUUCAGGACAGGAGGCUGAGCUGGAGCACUUAAUGCCAAUCCUAUGGGGAGAUUCUCCUGAAGCGUUUGAAGGUGCGGGGGGCCCCCAGGGGGGCCCCCCAGGAGCAGCAGCAGCAGCAACAGCAGCAGCAGCAUUGGGGGCCCCCGAAGGGGCCCCCGAAGGCCCCUAUGAGGGCCCCUCUUCUUUCUUGCAACUCAAUCCACCUCAGCUGGGGGCCCCCCCCUGCAGCGGCAGCCGCUGCUGCAGUGUCUGUCUCCCUCCUAAACCCUGUACUUCGUCUCAGUGCAUUUAUUUGGCGACGCAGCAGCAACAGCAGCAGCAGCAGCAGAAGCAGCAGCAGGAACAGGAGCAGCAAAAGCAGCUGCAGCAAAGGCAGCAACAACUCGCAGCAGAAAGGGACCUCGAUCGUUUCCUGCUACAAGCGAGCGGAUGGCCAGGGUGUUCGAGUGGUGGGGUUGCUGCUGAUUUAGAUCUUGAUUAUUAUUUUACUUUUCACGACAAGUUAGGCAAAGGUAAUUUCGGAGAGGUCUGGAGAGUCUCUUUAAAGCCCCACGCAUUGCAUGCACCUCCUCACCACCAGACACGCAGCAGCAGCAGCAGCAGCAGCAGCAGAAGCAGCAGCAGCAGCAGCAGCAAGGAGGGGGACGAUGCCGGAGCAGCGCAACAGAAUCUUCCUCAAUAUGCACUCAAACUCGUCCCCAGAAUGUAA
This is a messenger RNA of Eimeria acervulina, 5721 nucleotides long. RefSeq names its product Tyrosine kinase-like (TKL) protein, putative. Gene Ontology annotation, cellular component: nucleoplasm; nucleolus. The record is from RefSeq and is a predicted model, not a curated record. NCBI's taxonomy places the organism in Eukaryota, Apicomplexa, Conoidasida, Eucoccidiorida, Eimeriidae. The transcript is spliced from 6 exons. Bases 1 to 5721 code for a protein of 1906 amino acids.